AUGGAGCGUCUGAAGUUAGUACUGCAGUACUUCCAGUCCAAUUCUGAAUCCAUCUCUAAUGGGAUCUGUAUUAUCCUGGCCUUGGUCAGUGUCAAGCUCUACACUAGCUUUGACUUCAACUGUCCAUGCAUUCCUCAAUACAACAAACUGUACUCUCUGGGAGUGAUGAUCGUCCCGCCCAUCAUACUGUUCUUCCUGGGAGUCCUGGUCAACAGACAUACAGGCGUCAUGAUGGACGAGUGGAUGAGACCCAUUGGGAACAGAUCCAAAAAUCCUGCUGUGGUGAAGUACCUGUUCUCUGCCAUGAUCCAGAGGGCCCUGCUGGCCCCAAUGGUGUGGAUCCUGGUCACUUUGCUAGAUGGAAAGAUCUUCAUCUGUGCCUUCAGUCUGAGUGUAGACCCUGCUCUCUUCUCAGGUAUGCCUAACAAUACAGGUCUGGAUGUGGUCAAAAUCAUGGCCAAAGUGCCUUGUAAGGAGGACGUUAUCUUCACGAACAGCUCUUUCCGCAAAGCAGUCUCCCGUUAUGUUCGCUGCUAUUCACAAGCAGUUGGUUGGUCCAUCCUCCUCUUCCUGAUUGUACUGGGAGCGCUGGGGCGACUCAUCAAGCCCUGUUUCGAUGACCAUGCCACCUCCCUGCAGACACGUUACUGGAGCAACUACCUCGACGUGGAGCAGAAGCUCUUUGACGAAACCUGUGUUCUACAUGCUCGGGACUUUGCUCGGAAAUGUGUGGUGCAGUUCUUUGAAGACAUGAGGGAGGACACCAUACUCCGUCUCCCCCACCCACCCUUCAUCACCAAAUCCCGAGAGGAGUUGGAAGAUGAAGAAGAAGAGAGACUUUAUGGUAUAACCAAGCAGGAGCAGGUGAAUCAGCUGCUCAACAAGUGGUACUACAGUAAACCUAAUCUUGAUGUGACCAGGAUCGCCCACAGACCCAGGACAUGCGUUACCUGGGAAGACCGUGAAGGGAAGACUUUAUACUCGGAUGUCUAGACACACUUAGUGGUGUGAGGUUGCAGUGUUGCAGAGUUUUUGAUUAUAACUCAGCAUAUUCAUUCAACAAAUGGAGCUAGCACAGUUGUCAUCACAGGACCAAAUUUUGAAUUUCUGGUCACAUGAUAAGAGGUGGCUGUUUAUGGUUGUGGCCUCUGUCUCUUGUUCUGUGGUGUCAGAUGUGAACUUUCAGGUACUAAAAUGGCAUUAA
Molecule: messenger RNA, 1204 nt
Organism: Lates calcarifer (barramundi perch)
Lineage: Eukaryota; Metazoa; Chordata; Actinopteri; Centropomidae
Gene: calhm3
Product: calcium homeostasis modulator 3
Exons: 4
Coding region: 1-993 (330 amino acids)
Molecular function (GO): monoatomic cation channel activity
Source: RefSeq, a predicted model, not a curated record